UGAAAAUCCCAAACCAAAUUGUAUGCUACUAAUGUUAAAUUGACCUUUUAUUAGAAUCACUAAGUACCGGAUAAUUGAAUCACUUUUAUGAACAAUCUUAUCGUUUUUAUGGUAUCUCAAACUAAUUAAUUUAUAAAAACCAUUUUAUUUUUGAAUUUAUCAGUAUUAUUGUAUAUCGUUGUACAUUAUGUCAAUCAAUUAUCUUUGUACGUCGCGGCGUCGUGUACUUGUGUCAUUUAGUUUAUUCGGUUUAUUGUUCACAAUCAGACGUAUUUUUUGAAAUGUCGACCAAACGAAAUGAUUUAACUAUAAAAGAAAAAAAAGAUAUACUCGUUCGUUUUGAUAAAUUGGAUAAAUGUUCUCAAAGAGAAGCCACAUUAGCUCUGAAAAUCCCUCAACCAACGUUAAACAAAAUUUUAAAAAAUCGUAAGGAAAUUGUUGAACAUGAAGAACAAAAUUUGCCUCUUUCUCGAAAACGAAAACGAAAUGGGCAAAAUGUUGAUGUAGAAGAAUCUUUAUUACGAUGGUUUCAGCAAGCUAGAAAUUUAAAUGUACCGGGACUACGGUUAAUGGAUGUAAAAAACAAAAGCAAAGACUUACGAUUCUGCUGGUUUGCAACAUGUCAGGUACGGAUAAAAGACGUUCUUUAAUUAUUGGUAAAAGUAAAAAUCCACGCUGUUUUCGAAGCGUUAAAACAUUGCCCGUUGAUUAUUACGCUAAUUCAAACGCUUGGAUGACUAGUAUAAUUUUUACCGAAUUUUUACUAAAAUGGGACAGAGAAAUAAAAAAAGUAAGACGUAUUUUACUACUUCUUGAUAACUGUACAGCACAUCCGAAUUUACAAAAUUUAGAAAACAUAGAUUUUAAAUUUUUUUUAGAAUCAACCGGUUAAUAGAAUCAAAAUGACCUGCACCAAAGUGAUCACAUUAAGCGGAACUCACUGUAUAAUAAUUUACAAAUUGCUCAUAGUACUUGUAAUUACUAGUUAAUUAGUAUUAGUUAUUUAGAGUGUUUAAUGUUGAAGAUUUAUAUUAUAAUAAAAAUAAAUAAAUCUUGAUAGUAAUUAAAAUUUACAGAUAUAUCUUCAAUUAAGUACAGAACUCGGUGAAAGGGCUAAGGGCCCCCAUAUAUAAAUAUGGGGUGGGGCCUACCGGGAAAAUCCCGAAUUCCUGGUGGGCCUAUCCGCCACUCU
Messenger RNA from Sipha flava (yellow sugarcane aphid), 1192 nucleotides. RefSeq names its product tigger transposable element-derived protein 4-like. The transcript has 2 exons. NCBI's taxonomy places the organism in Eukaryota, Metazoa, Arthropoda, Insecta, Hemiptera, Aphididae. The coding region runs from base 282 to 650 and encodes 122 amino acids. The record is from RefSeq and is a predicted model, not a curated record.